AAUGCUCUAAUAUACUGAGCCACCUGACCAGGGCCAUGGCUUAGAUUUUCACUCUUAUUUUUCUGUUGGUUUUGUGGUGUGACCGGUCUUGGGUGAAGCCGGGAAUCGGAUGUGUUGGCAGGAUGAGCUCCUCGGCUCAGGUGGUUGUGGCGGCUGUAUCUCUGAGGAGCUGCUGUCUCACCUGAGGGGCCUGGAUCAGUACCAGCUGGAGAGAUUCAAACUGGGCCUCCAGUCACCGCAGGUGCUGGCCCAGAACUCCCCGAAGAUCCCCUGGGCCAACGUGAAGGCAGCGGAUCCCAGGGAUCUGCUGUGUCUGAUGAAGCAGCACUUCCCGGAAAGGCAGGUGUGGGAAGGGACCCUCCGCAUCUUUGAGGACAUGAAUCUGACUCCACUGUGUGAGGGACUCAGAGCCCAGAUGAAUGAGAUGCCACAGGGACCCCAAGACCCAAGCCAAGAAGAACCAGACAUCCCAGAAGAACCAUCAGGUGCGUUCCACAGAGGAACAUACCGAGAGAGGAUGAAGGCUAAAUUCCUGGCGAUGUGGAAUGCUAUCCCUUGGCCAAAAGACCAUAUCUACCUCCGUAAUGUCACAGAGCAGGAGCACAAAGAACUGAGGUGUCUCCUGUAUCCCAAGAGGAUGGGAGCCCAGCCCCAGACGAUCGUCCUGCAUGGUGUGGCAGGAGUUGGAAAGACCACCCUGGCGAUGAAGGUCAUGAUGCAUUGGGCGGAGGGCUUGCUCUUUCAGCAAACCUUCUUGUAUGUCUUCUAUACCAGCUGCCAUCAAGUCCAAAACAUGGAGGACACCACCUUGGCUGGCCUGCUUUCCCGGGACUGGCCCGACUCUCAGGCCCCCAUCGAACACUUCAUGAGUCAUCCCGAGAGGCUCCUGUUUGUCAUCGAUGGCUUUGAGGACAUGACUGUGUCCUCUGAUGAGGAUGACAGCCAGCCAUGUACAGACUGGUACCAGCAGCUCCCAGCAGCCAGAAUUCUCAUCCACUUGUUGAAGAAGAAAAUAGUUCCUGAGGCUACCUUACUGAUCACGACCAGGGACUGUCCCAGUGAGGACCUUAAAAAAUUGUUAUUGAAUCCAUGGUUUAUACUAAUCCCAGGGUUCACAGAGGAAGACCAGGAGGAGUAUUUCUUCAGGUACUUCAGGGACCGAAACGAAGCCAAGAAAAUCUUGCGGUGGAUUAGAAAGAAUGAAGCUCUAUCUCAUUCCUGCUCUGCCCCCCUCGUGUGCUGGACCGUGUCCUCCUGCCUGAAGUGGCAGAUGGCCAGACGUCCUUCUUUCCAGCUGAGCAUCCAGACAACCACCAGUCUGUACGCCUACUUUUUCUCCAGCUUGUUUGAAUCAGCAGAGGUGGGUUGGUCGAAGCAGAGCUGGUCGGAGCAGUGGAAGGCCCUCUGCUCUCUAGCUGCAGAUGGGAUGUGGUCUUCCAACUUCACGUUUGCCAAAGAGGACAUGGAACAUCGGCACCUGCAACCACCUCUGAUUGAUUGUCUCUUUAGGCUGAACAUUCUUCGAAAGGUCAGUGACUGUGAGGACUGCAUGACCUUCACUCACCAAAGUUUCCAGGUGUUUUUGGGGGCCAUGUUCUAUGUGCUCAGGGGAAAGGAGGGAGCCAUUAGUGGGCUCUCAAAGCAUCAAGAGCUGAGGGUGCUCCUGAACGAUGCCUUUGUGGAUACCAACUCCUACUGGCAUCAGAUGGCUCUUUUUUCCUUUGGUCUCUUAAACAGAGACCUAGCAAGACAAGUAGAAGACACUUUGCACUGUAAGAUGUCUCCCAGGGUUAUGGAUGAAUUCUUAAGAUGGGCAGAAGCGUUAUCCACAUCUGACGUGGUCUCCUGCAGUUUGGAGUUGCUACCGUUUUUUCAGUGCGUGUAUGAGACUCAGGAGGAGACUUUUGUCAAGCAGAUUCUGAGCCACCUCCUUGAAGCUGACCUGGAGAUCGGAGACCUGCAACUCCAGGUUACUUCAUUUUGUCUCAAACACUGUCAAAGGUUAAGUAAGCUGAGGCUUUCUGUUCGCUGCCUCAUCCCUCAAAUGGAGUCGACUUGCGAUUGGGAAACGCCAGGGACAAGGCUAGUCAAUUCCAAGAUACACCAGUGGCAGGAUGUCUGCUCUGUGUUCCACAAUGGGAAUGUGAGAGAGCUGGACCUGAGUAACAGCAAGCUGAAUGCUACAUCUAUGAAGAAACUCUGCUAUGAGCUGAGGAAUCCAAGAUGCAAACUCCAAAAACUGACGUGCAAAUCGAUAACCCCUGUGAGGGUUCUGAAGGAGUUGGUCCUGGUCCUUCAUGGUAACAACUGGCUGACCCACCUAAAUUUGAGUUCUAACAACCUGGGUGUCGCUUUGUCCAUGAUGCUUUUUAGAACCUUGAGGCACUCCGCAUGCAACCUCAAGUACCUGUGGUUGGAAUCGUGUGGCCUCACGUCUGUGGCUUGUCAUGGUCUCUUUCUGGAACUCAGCAAGAACUCCAGUCUGUGUUUCCUCAGCCUGGGUGACAACGAUCUCUCUGAUAUCAAGGUGAAAAACUUUCAGAAGUCCUUUGACGUGUCAAAGUGUGCCCUGAGGGAGCUCUCCCUGGAGAGAUGCAACUUGUCAGCAGCCAGCUCUGAGGAGAUCAGCGUGAUUCUCACCAGCACCCAGAGAACAGUGCGCCUGUGCCUGGGGUUUAAUCAGCUCCAGGACGAUGGUGUUCGGUGGCUGUGUGCCUCCCUGAGUCAGUCUGAUUGUGUCUUAGAGAGACUGGUGCUCUGCUUCUGCCAGCUGGGUGCACCCAGUUGCAGGCACCUGUCAGACGCCCUUCUGCAGAACCGGAGUUUGACUCACCUGACUCUGAAGAAGAACCACCUGGGCGAUGAGGGGGUGAGGCUUCUGUGUGAAGCACUGAGCUGCCCAGACUGCAGACUGCAGAGCCUGAAUCUGUCGCAGUGCUCCUUCACAGUGGGGGGCUGUCAGGAGCUGGCGGGAGCCCUGCAGCACAACCGCCACAUGAAGGUGUUGGACAUCGGGAGGAACUGCGUUCAGGACGAUGGAGUCAAGCGGCUGUGUGAGGUUCUGAAAUGGUCGAGUUGCACCCUGAACACACUUGGGCUGGAGAAAUGCAAUCUGACUUCUGCUUGCUGCCAGCAUCUCUCUUCGGUUCUUGGAAGCAGUAAAAGCCUGGAGAACCUGAACCUCCUAGGAAAUGACUUGGGGCCCGAAGGUGUCAACAUGCUGUGGAAGUCCUUGCAAAAAUCAACGUGCAAACUACAGAAACUCGGGUAA
Messenger RNA from Molossus molossus (Pallas's mastiff bat), 3271 nucleotides. RefSeq names its product NLR family pyrin domain containing 13 (gene NLRP13). Gene Ontology annotation, cellular component: cytoplasm. The transcript is spliced from 10 exons. The coding region runs from base 110 to 3271 and encodes 1053 amino acids. Gene Ontology annotation, biological process: regulation of inflammatory response. The record is from RefSeq and is a predicted model, not a curated record. Gene Ontology annotation, molecular function: protein binding. NCBI's taxonomy places the organism in Eukaryota, Metazoa, Chordata, Mammalia, Chiroptera, Molossidae.